GGUUUGAUGGAGCUGAUGCUGAUCCAAGGCUCCCAAAUGCACCAGCUGCUGAUGCACGGCCUGGCCAUUGCAGCUCUGAUGCCCCUCGGGGCAGGAACAGCCCCAGCUCAGGCGCUGGCGGGGCUUUCACAGGGUGAGGAGGAGGAGGAAGAGGAGGCCGUGGUUUUCCACCAUCACUACCUGCCCUGGACCCUUCCCCGCCUGCCCCCCGUGCGGUUCCUGCGCUCCUCACCCGAGGAAGGGCGAGCUGUGCCCCCUCCACCGCCCCCCAGUGCCACCGGCACCGUGGGACCUGGUGUGUCCCCAGCAGAGGAGUUUUACACCAUGGAGGAGCAGAGGGGGCUCUGAGCUCUGCCUCCCUGGACCCUGCAGAUCCUGGAUGGAUGCUCCACCAUUCCCACGCUUUUGGGGUUUGGGGGUUUUGGGGUCUUGGCAUGGUUUCCCCUCUGAGCCCCCCGGCAGGGCUGUCCCAGCCCUGUCCCAGCCCCGGAGUCGCCCCAGUCCCCUCCAGGCCGUGCUGUCCCGGGGGGUGGGACAGAGGAUGGUCCCCACCUCCAUUUGUCCCUCCAGCUCCCAGCACAGCAUCGCCUGUCAUUAUUGUGCUUUGUUAAGAGAGCGCCCUGCUGUCGCUAAUUAAGCAUCUGUAAUUACAUUAAUUGCAUGUGUAAUCUGUAAUGGGCUGGUGGCUCCGUGCCCAG
This is a messenger RNA of Zonotrichia albicollis (white-throated sparrow), 698 nucleotides long. NCBI's taxonomy places the organism in Eukaryota, Metazoa, Chordata, Aves, Passeriformes, Passerellidae. The record is from RefSeq and is a predicted model, not a curated record.